AUGCCAAUCAAGGAGGAGUGGGACCUUUUAUUACCCUUACUUGGUUCAAACGCCAUCAAAGACCCAAAUGACGCCCAAAAGAUACUAGGCGUCCCGGACUCAAUGCUUGAGCUACAAGGUUCGAAUCGGGAUGUAAUUCUUUGGUUGAUGGAAGUGACUGUCUCGCAACAUUUUGGAGAUAUCAUGCGAAAGAUUAAAGAGUAUAUGGAGAAGUGCGAGGGCCCUGUCAUGAUGAUAGUAAUCAUCAUCUGCAAAGCCAGGGCAUACAGCUCGCCUGAAGUUACGUCGUCCGCGGGGAUCUGGGCGAAGACACACAAGACGUUGCUGAACCUUGAGGAAUGGCAACACGACGACGAUCGGCCGGUAGAUGGGCUGGUACAAUCAGUAGUACCACACAGAUGGAUGGAUAGAUUAGAUAUUACCGUCAAAGUAUGGCUUCGUCAUCCAGACGGGCACUUUAGUUUUGACGAUGCCAACAACUUAUACGGCAGGUCGGCGCAACUUACUCCAGAGCCAUGUACAGGCAUGGCCGGCCUCGAAGCAAUUCUCAAGCGAGGCAUGGUGGCCAUCCGCGACAGCAUUAUUGACUUCGUAGAAAAAGAGUGCGAGCACUCGCAAGAGGAUUUGAGGGCUUUGCGUGAGUGGAUGCCGCCGACGCGUAUCUUCAAUUGGGACGAAAUUGUCGACCGUGUUCGUAAAGCUUCCCUGAGAGACGCGCACGAGCGCUACAAGGUCUGGCACACAGCAAACGGCGGGCAUAGAUGA
Suillus fuscotomentosus is the source of this 765-nucleotide messenger RNA. RefSeq lists its product as uncharacterized. NCBI's taxonomy places the organism in Eukaryota, Fungi, Basidiomycota, Agaricomycetes, Boletales, Suillaceae. Bases 1 to 765 code for a protein of 254 amino acids. The record is from RefSeq and is a predicted model, not a curated record. The transcript is spliced from 3 exons.